Messenger RNA from Harmonia axyridis, 2550 nucleotides. RefSeq names its product SRSF protein kinase 2-like. Gene Ontology annotation, molecular function: protein kinase activity; ATP binding. The record is from RefSeq and is a predicted model, not a curated record. Bases 128 to 1825 code for a protein of 565 amino acids. Gene Ontology annotation, biological process: regulation of mRNA processing; spliceosomal complex assembly; protein phosphorylation. The transcript has a single exon. Lineage: Eukaryota; Metazoa; Arthropoda; Insecta; Coleoptera; Coccinellidae.
CUCAUCUAUGGCCUGUUACAGCAAAUAGUGAACACACGGCCGCCAUAAUCAAACAAAAUCCUUCGGAUAAGCUGAAAGUUGACAUUCUGCAAUUGUUUAGGCAGUAAUAUUUCAAUAACUGUCAUCAAUGAGUGCUAAAUUAGACGUAAACAGACGUGUUUUGGCAAUACAAGCUAAAAAGAAGCGGCACAAGCUCGGCAAAAAAAAGGGUAAAAACGAGAUGAACGGCCACGGAGAAAAUCGUUCAAAAAAUGAACCCUCCCACAGCUCUAGUAAUGAGACAAUAGAAGACCCAGAUGAACAAUAUACCAGUGAAGAAGAGGAGCAAGAAGACAGUACAGAUUACAGAAAGGGUGGCUACCACCCCGUUAAAAUAGGCGACCUCUUUUUAGGACGCUAUCAUGUAACUAGAAAAUUAGGAUGGGGUCAUUUCUCCACUGUUUGGCUGUGUUGGGAUCUGGAAGACAGGAGAUUUGUUGCACUCAAAAUUGUGAAAUCCGCAGAGCAUUUCACAGAAACUGCUUUGGAUGAAAUUAAAAUCUUAAAAUCGGUGAGAGAGUCAGAUCCGCAUGAUCCUAAGAGAAAUAAAACCGUACAGUUGUUGAAUGAUUUCAAAAUAUGUGGUGUAAAUGGAGUGCAUGUUUGUAUGGUAUUUGAAGUAUUAGGACAUCAUUUGUUGAAGCUGAUCAUUAAAUCUAACUAUCGUGGCAUUCCACUGAGUAAUGUUCGUACUAUCAUAAGGCAAGUUUUAGAAGGGCUGGAUUAUUUGCAUGCAAAAUGCAAUAUUAUUCAUACAGAUAUUAAACCAGAAAAUGUUCUUGUUUGUGUCAGUGAAGAUUAUAUCAGAAGAUUAGCUUGUGAAGCUGCUGAAAUGCAUCAGUUAGGUCUCAAAUUACCUACUUCAUUGGUCAGUACAGCUCCUAUUCAAGAAGCCCAACCAACUAAAAUGAGCAAAAACAAGAAAAAGAAGUUGAAGAAGAAAGCAAAGCGUCAAAAUGAGUUAUUGAAAAGGCAAAUGGAACAAAUAAUUGAAAUUGAAGAGCAGAAAAAAGUACAGACCCCUGAAAAUACUAAUCAAAAUCCUGAUUCUUAUGAAUGUAACGGUGUACCUUCUAGCCCUGAUACAACCUCUGAUGAUACCAAUAAUAAAAUAAUUAAUUGUAAUGAUAACGACUUGGAAGGAAAUGAUAAUGAAGCAACUCUAACCAUUUCUCAGGAGACUGUUGGGUUAGAGCAUACUGUUCAAAUGUCUGAAGACGAUUCUCCCUCUAUAACUUCUAAAAGUGAAAGUAAAAUAGAAUCAGAUCCAGCUUUUGUUGAAUGUGAUGUUGAUGUGAAGAUUGCUGAUUUAGGAAAUGCUUGUUGGGUGGAUAAGCAUUUUACAGAAGAUAUUCAAACUCGACAAUAUCGUUCAUUAGAAGUAUUAUUGGGAGCAGGUUAUGGAACUUCUGCAGAUAUUUGGAGUACAGCAUGUAUGGCUUUUGAGUUAGCAACAGGAGAUUACCUUUUUGAACCUCAUUCUGGAGAUAAUUAUACAAGAGACGAGGAUCAUUUGGCACAUAUUAUUGAAUUAUUGGGUGAAAUACCAAAAAAAAUAUGUCAGAGUGGCAAACAUUCAAAAAUGUUUUUCAAUAGGAAAAAUGAACUAAGGCAUAUAACUGGCCUGAAACCUUGGUGUCUGGAAGAUGUUCUCACAGAAAAGUAUGAAUGGCCUCUCAAAGAAGCAGAAGAAUUCACUUCAUUCUUGAAGCCAAUGCUUGAUUUUGAUCCUGACAAAAGGGCAACUGCUGCAGAUUGCUUGAAACAUCCAUGGUUAACAAAAUAAACAAUUCUCUCUUUAGAUGACUGAUAUAAUUUAAAUUGCUUGUGUUGCUAAAUAGUGACUUGACUAUUUUUUCCUGAAACUACACAAAAUCGCUCUCACACCUAUGAUUCUUUGAAUAAAUUAUUUAUUAAGUUAAUAUGUUCAGAGAGAUGUUUUGAUUUUGUUUUGUAAGAUGUAUGUUAUUAGAAGUUGAAAAAUCUUCAAUGUAUUAAUUAGAAAUACAUAAUUUAGAUCUGAAAAUCAUCAUUUAAAUUGAAUAAAUUAUUUGUUGAUUGAGAGCUCUCUUGAUAUUUAUUUUGAGCUAUUGGAUGAAGUGUAAUAGAAGGGGUAAUAGUUCUGAAAUUCUCUAGAUAAUAUGCUUUUCAACUAUAUUAAUUUUGAAAAGUAACACAUUUCAGUGAAUAAAAAAUACACUACUCUAAAUUUUCAAUGGAGAUCAUGAAAAAUGAUAUAAAUUAUUGUAUAACAACCACAUUCUGAAUUUGAUCAUUUAGUACAGAGUGAAGAAUCUUAUUUUAUUUUGGAACAUAGCUCUGAAACAAACUAUGUGUUACAUGUUACACUUUAUUUUUUGAUUGAAAGAAUAUGGAGAUAUUGCCUAUAUUUGUGUAAAUAAACAACUCUUAAUUAGAAGGAAUUAGUGUGUGAUAGUUGAAGCACCAAUAUUUCUAUGAUAUCGAAUCCAUGUAAAAACAAAUCAAUAAAUAACUAAAUUGGCUACUCAA